UCUCCAUGGCAACCCUAAGCGUCGCAAAUACCGGUGAGUAGGUGAAGGGCGAGUGAGCGGUCUACCCAGUGCCGAGGUUUAAAGUUAAGUACUACCUCCUGAAACUCCAUGAAGCCUUUGGAAGAAUCAAAAAGAAAGAACAUGACAACGGGUUUCACGGUGCAGUCUAGAAUGAAAAACUCCACAGUCAUUGGACCUCCUGCAGCUGGAGCAUUUAAAGAACGGCCUGCCAAACCAACAGCAUUUCGUAAAUUUUAUGAGAGAGGAGACUUUCCCAUUGCCCUGGAGCAUGACACAAAAGGCAACAGAAUUGCAUGGAAGGUAGAAAUUGAGAAGCUGGAUUACCACCAUUAUCUGCCUCUCUUCUUUGAUGGACUCUGCGAGACAACACACCCAUAUGAAUUUUUUGCAAGACAGGGAGUCCAUGACAUGUUAGAACAUGGAGGUGCUAAAAUCCUACCUGUAAUUCCACAGCUGAUCAUUCCAAUAAAAAAUGCGCUGAAUACCCGCAACAAACAGGUCAUCUGCACAACUCUGAAAGUCUUGCAGCAUCUGGUUGUGUCAGCUGAUAUGGUUGGUGAAGCUCUGGUACCAUAUUACAGGCAAAUUCUGCCCAUACUGAAUAUAUUCAAGAGCAAGAACGUAAAUUCUGGGGACGGCAUUGACUACAGUCAACAAAAAAGAGAAAAUAUAGGAGACCUUAUUCAGGAAACAUUAGAAGCCUUUGAACGAUACGGAGGAGAAGAUGCCUUCAUCAAUAUAAAGUAUAUGGUCCCUACAUAUGAGUCGUGUUUAUUGAAUUAAAGUGGAAGAGAUAGAAGUCUGAGUUGCAAGAUACUUUAUCAUUGCAUUACUUUCAAACAUGUUUGUUACUAACAUUGUGCACCUUGAACAGGAUAUAAAGAAACUUACAGUUGAAAAGUCCUUUCAUUCCUAUGGAUAUUUGCUUUGACAUAAAUGUAUACAACUACAAUAAAAAAAGUAUUUUAUUAAACUA
Protopterus annectens (West African lungfish) is the source of this 997-nucleotide messenger RNA. It is a transcript of the gene PACRG, whose product is annotated as parkin coregulated. The record is from RefSeq and is a predicted model, not a curated record. Lineage: Eukaryota; Metazoa; Chordata; Ceratodontiformes; Protopteridae. Gene Ontology annotation, molecular function: Hsp90 protein binding; Hsp70 protein binding. The transcript is spliced from 5 exons. Gene Ontology annotation, cellular component: neuron projection; cytosol; vesicle. Bases 109 to 804 code for a protein of 231 amino acids.